This is a messenger RNA of Chelonia mydas (Green sea turtle), 4344 nucleotides long. It is a transcript of the gene DCLK2, whose product is annotated as doublecortin like kinase 2. The transcript is spliced from 17 exons. The coding region runs from base 1007 to 3364 and encodes 785 amino acids. The record is from RefSeq and is a predicted model, not a curated record. Gene Ontology annotation, molecular function: protein kinase activity; ATP binding. Gene Ontology annotation, biological process: intracellular signal transduction; protein phosphorylation. NCBI's taxonomy places the organism in Eukaryota, Metazoa, Chordata, Testudines, Cheloniidae.
CUGCCUCACACGCUGCAUUGCCAUUAGUGCGGACUGGCCGGGUUGCCGCUGCAGCUCGCUCCUCCUGUUGGAUCCUGGGCGCCGGGCUAUAGAAGUGGCCGGUAUAGAAAGGCGUAGGGGGGAGGGAAGCUAGGGGGCCGGGCGUUUGCUUUUUCACAGGGUAGUUCCACUAACAGCCUUCCCCAGCUGCUGCUCCUACCCGCUGGAGCUGUGCAGGGCGGGGCCGCUGACUCGGGGGCUGAUUGUUGCAGGGCUGGGGAGGGGGCUGUCCGCUCCCGGAGGAGCCUGGAUUUGUGCCUCUCCCCUGCGCCUUGUGGGCGAGCGGCGAAUGCGCGGUAACCGCGCGAGGCAUCCCCCUGCCUGCAAUCCGCCCAUGUGAUCCGAGCCCCGCGGGCUCCCGGCGCGCUGUGGUGGGCGAUUGGAGCUGAGCAUUCCGGAUUGGGAGACGCUGGGAGCGGGCGGGAGAGACAUGCCUUCCCCACCCCCACCUCCUCCGCAGAGAAUGGCCUGAUUGGGGACAUCAUGGCUAGCAGCAUCCUCCUUAUUGUGUGAGGCGGCGUGGCCACAGCUGGGAGUCAGCUGCCCCCGCCAGCAACUCCUCAGCCUCCCGAAGUUUGUGCCCUGUGUCCUAGCUGCUGCUGCUGCGUGUGGCCGCGAGAUGCUGAGUUAGGCUUUCCUUGGGCAGCCAGCAGGGAUGCGUCUGUGAGAGGGUGCAUGUGUGCCGUAAGAGGGGGCAAAGAUCAGCACACCGCAGGACAGUUAGUCCCAAGGGCAGCGCUGGCGCUCAGGGGUGUAAAUAUUGAACAGGGUCGGCGCCGCUCUCUCGCCAGCUCCUUCCAGGCGGGGUGGCUCGGAGUGAUGCGAAAUUAGGUGUGCGCUGUAUUUGCGUGCCCGGAGCCCGGCUUAGCGGCAGGUUUCUGGGGACUCGGCCCAGUGGAGUCGAGGGGGGGGAAAGCAGGGGGAUUAGCUGUUGGAAGGUGGGAGGGUGCAAUAAAUAAAGCAAUAAAUGGCCAGCAACAGGAGCAUUGAGCUGGAGCACUUUGAGGAGCGGGACAAAAGGCAGCAGCGCUCGGGGGCCCGCAGAGCGGGGACCGGCUCGAGUUGCAGCAGCAGCUCCGGGCCUAAGGGGAACGGGCUCAUCCCAAGCCCCGCGCACAGCGCCCACUGCAGCUUCUACCGCACGCGGACGCUGCAGGCCCUCAGCUCGGAGAAGAAAGCAAAGAAAGCCCGGUUCUACCGCAAUGGGGACAGGUACUUCAAGGGCUUGGUGUUUGCCAUUUCCAGCGACCGCUUUCGCUCCUUCGAUGCUCUCCUGAUCGAACUCACCAGGUCGCUGUCGGACAAUGUGAACCUGCCCCAGGGGGUCCGCACCAUCUAUACCAUUGAUGGCAGCAGGAAACUCACCAGCCUGGAGGAGCUAGUGGAAGGUGAAAGUUAUGUAUGCGCAUCCAAUGAACCAUAUCGCAAAGUUGAUUAUACCAAGAAUGUCAAUCCAAACUGGUCUGUGAAUAUUAAGACUGGGUCUGCUCGAUCCUUGACAUCUCUGACAUCUAUGAAAAGCGAAGUGAAGGAGAGUAAAGAUUUCAUUAAACCCAAACUGGUGACUGUUAUUCGGAGUGGAGUGAAGCCACGGAAAGCUGUGAGAAUUCUGCUGAAUAAAAAGACUGCUCAUUCCUUUGAACAGGUUUUGACUGACAUCACAGAAGCCAUUAAGUUAGAUUCAGGCAUUGUCAAGAGACUUGUAACACUAGAUGGGAAGCAGGUUACCUGCUUGCAGGACUUUUUUGAAGAUGAUGAUGUUUUCAUUGCAUGCGGACCUGAGAAAUAUCGUUAUGCUCAAGAUGACUUUGUACUGGAUCAUAGUGAAUGUCGUGUUAUGAAGUCAUCUUAUUCCCGUUCACCUGGUACACCAAGGCAAUCUGGAUCCAAAAGCCCAGGACCCUCACGUCGAAGCAAGUCACCUGCUUCAGUAAAGAGGGGUGGCCACUACUUCAGUGCUUAUUCUACAGCAAAAUCCCCAGUCAAUGGAACACCCAGCAGCCAGAUAUCCACUCCAAAAUCUACCAAGUCCUCCAGCUCUUCACCAACCAGUCCGGGGAGCUUUCGUGGACUCAAGAUUCCUCCACACUGUGGCUCUUCUUCCAAUGUCAAUGGUGUGCCUGAACUAUUCCAUUGCAUAAGUCCUGAAGGUGUGAAUGGAAACAAGUGCUCAGGGUCAUCCACUAUUCUUGAGAAAUACAGAGUGGGAAAGGUGAUUGGUGAUGGCAAUUUUGCUGUAGUAAAGGAGUGCGUAGAACGAUACACUGGAAAGGAGUUUGCACUGAAGAUUAUAGACAAGGCAAAAUGCUGUGGAAAGGAGCACCUGAUAGAGAAUGAGGUAUCCAUACUGCGCCAAGUGAAACACCCCAAUAUUAUCAUGCUGAUAGAGGAGAUGGACACUCCAACAGAACUCUAUCUGGUGAUGGAGUUAGUCAAGGGAGGCGACCUAUUUGAUGCUAUCACUUCUUCAACAAAGUAUACGGAGAGAGAUGGUAGCGCAAUGGUCUACAAUCUAGCCAGUGCACUGAAAUACCUCCAUGGUCUCAACAUUGUGCACAGAGACAUUAAGCCAGAGAAUCUCCUGGUAUGCGAGUAUUCAGAUGGAACAAAGUCCUUGAAGCUAGGGGACUUUGGACUGGCCACAGUGGUUGAAGGACCCUUAUUUACAGUUUGUGGCACCCCUACAUACGUGGCUCCAGAAAUCAUUGCAGAGACAGGAUAUGGCUUAAAGGUGGAUAUUUGGGCUGCAGGUGUGAUCACAUACAUACUGCUUUGUGGAUUCCCACCUUUUCGCAGCGAGAACAAUCUUCAGGAAGAUCUCUUUGAUCAGAUCCUCAUUGGAAAGCUAGAGUUUCCCUCUCCAUACUGGGAUAACAUCACUGACUCAGCUAAGGAGUUAAUUAGUCUGAUGCUACAGGUAAACGUAGAAGCUCGAUAUACAGCAGCACAGAUCCUAGGCCAUCCCUGGGUGUCCGAUGAUGCCUCGCAGGAGACUAAUAUGCAAGUUGAAGUAACAGGUAAACUGAAGCAGCACUUUAACAACAUGCUACCCAAGCAGAACAGUACGACCGCUGGGGUCUCUGUCAUCAUGAACACAGCUCUAGAUAAGGAAAGUCAGAUUUUCUGCAACAAGCGCUCUCAGGACUCUAGUAGAGCUGGUAUGCAGAAAACUUCUGUGAUUAUUGCUGCAGCUGAAGAGCCUCAUGUGGCUGGGUCCAAGAACCUCUCCCCUGCUUCUUCUGAGCCAAUCAGAUCCCCCACACAGCCUGUCCCGGCAUGUCAUGACAAUGCUGGGGAACCAGCUCGCUCUAUAGAAGUGAUUUAAACCAAAGCCCACUUCUAGGCCAGUAGACCCCUUCAACUUAAUGAACAUCCAUCACAGCUGUAGUUUUUCAGUUUGCUUCCACUCUCUUGUGGCAAGCCCCAGGCAGACUGUCAAUAGGUGGAUGGGUGAAGUGUGUGCUGUAGCAUUGAGUGCUCUUCCAGCCUUUGCCUUCUGAAUCUUUAGAUUUGUUUUUAUCAUUGGAGUUGGUUUAAUGAAAUGCAUUUCUCACACCCUAGGAAUCUGAAUAGCUUAAACUAACACAUAGAUGAACAGUUAUGAGGCCUCACUUGUGCGCAAACAGACUCUCCAAGUCAACAGAACUUGUUCCCAGAAAAGGGGUAUGCCCCCCACAAAAAGCUGUAUUUGUCUCCUGUCCCAGUGAGUUGAGUUUAGCUGAGCUGAAGAGGCAAGUUUCCAUGAAAAACUGCAGUGGAUUAACUGUACAAUAUUGAAAGACAAGCUUCUCAAAGAAAAAGGACCCCUUCUCUAAUUCCAGACUUCAAGAUAGUGUUUAGAUAAUACGAACUUCAAGUGACUUUGGAUGUAAUAACAGGAACUCUGGGCAUUUAUUGGUCUGAAGACUGCAGUCAAGGAAGCCUUUUCAUUCUAGCUAUUGUGUAUCCUCCCCCCACAACUACAGUAUGUAUUAGAAACAAUAAAACUUCUUUGAAUGGAAAGCUUGCUGCAUGUUACAUAAGCUAGGAUGGAGCAGUUCUAGGGCAAGCUGACUAAUAGAAGAACUACCACUAGCCACCAAUAUUUUAUUACCAUCCCCCUCUUCAUCUAGUGUAGGAACUGGAAACCAUAAUGGGGGAGGCACGGAUCUGUAAUCAAGGAUGGAAGGUGUUUUAUCUUUAUCAUACUGCUGCGUUCAAUAGUGUAUUUCCUCUGCUUGGUCCUAGUUCAUUUUCUUUGUUAGCUUUUACUUUCUACUAGAAUUGUAACAGACCUGCAAUAAUAAACUUUCUUCAUGAAAAGAC